Messenger RNA from Coniophora puteana RWD-64-598 SS2, 1167 nucleotides. RefSeq names its product HAD-like protein. The transcript is spliced from 5 exons. Lineage: Eukaryota; Fungi; Basidiomycota; Agaricomycetes; Boletales; Coniophoraceae. The record is from RefSeq and is a predicted model, not a curated record. The coding region runs from base 1 to 1167 and encodes 388 amino acids.
AUGGCUACUCAAGAGUACAAGCUCGAGUUCGAUGACCCGAGCAACCUGUUCCCUCAGCAGAAGAUAUACGAUAACCAGAAGGUCGUCGUUCUCUCGGACUGGGAUGGCACGAUCACGAACAUGGACUCGAACGACUGGAUGACGGACAACAUCGGCUACAACCCCUACUGGGUCGAGGGCCAGACCGUCGAUGCGGAGACGACCGCCAAGGGCGGCGUCGAAGGCAGGAGCAGGCGGAUAGAGGAGAACGUGAUCAUUCUCAGGCAGAAGGAGACUGCUGCGCUUGCUGGCGGAGAGGCCGAGAUCAGGCAGGAGCACACGUUUAACUUUUUGUUCAAGAAGAUGAUGGACUCGGUCGCGAAGAAGAUUCCGCUCGAGGAGUGUGCGCAGCUUCUGCGGGCGAACAUCAAGCUCGACACGGGUUUCACGCAGUUCUACAACUGGUGCGAGCAGAGCGGUGUCCCUGUCGUUAUUGUCUCCAGCGGGAUGAAGCCGACGAUCCGCGCGGUGCUCUCGAACCUCGUGAAGCCCGAGCAGGUGGCCCAGAUCCAGAUCAUCUCGAACAACGUCGUCAAGUGCGACAAGGAGAAGGACGGGCAGCACUGGCGGAUAGUGUACAUCCACGAUAACGAGAACUACUCUAGCGCCGACGGCAAAAUCCACGGGCACGACAAGUCACAGGCGAUCCUGCCGUACGUGUCGCGAGACAAGGCGACGCGGCCGACGCUCUUCUUCUUCGGGGACGGCGUGUCGGACAUGUCGGCGGCGAAGCACGCGGACGUGCUGUUCGUGAAGCUGAACGAGGGGACGCACAACGACCUGAUGCGGUUCUGCCGGCAGGAGGGCAUCCACCACAUCCGGGUGCGGAGCUUCGCGGAGGCGCUGCCGGUCGUGCAGCGGGUGAAGGCGUGCGGGGAGGACGACGCGCGGCGCGAGGCGACGGCUAGGGUUGAGGUUGCGAAGGCGAUGAUUGGGCAGAGUGUGGAGGAUGUGCAGGUGGGGAUUGCGGAGGCGGAGGAGGCGAGCAAGGCGGGGGAUAAGGAGGCGGUGGGGAGGGCGAUGGGGGUGGUGAAGAGGGCGGAGGAGGCGCUGGAGAAGGCGAAGGCGACGCUGGAGGAGAGUGUGAAGGUGUUGUUGGAGAGCGCGAGGAAGGGUGUCGAGGUUUGA